Colletotrichum abscissum is the source of this 1212-nucleotide messenger RNA. RefSeq lists its product as uncharacterized. Gene Ontology annotation, molecular function: ATP binding; ATP-dependent chromatin remodeler activity. The transcript is spliced from 3 exons. The record is from RefSeq and is a predicted model, not a curated record. Lineage: Eukaryota; Fungi; Ascomycota; Sordariomycetes; Glomerellales; Glomerellaceae. Bases 1 to 1212 code for a protein of 403 amino acids.
AUGGUCAAGCUUGCGGGAAACAAUCUUGCCAGUCUCGAUGGAACCGAGAAUGGAAUCUAUCCCAUCUACUCGUCAAAUCCAAAUUCAGAGACGGCAUGGUCGAAGGCUCUUGGUGCUGCUGAGGCCUCUCCGGACAAUGACUUGAGUCAUACUGUCUUCUUCACAUCGAAGACUUUCCCUAUAGGGGAGCGUUACCCAAACUUCGCGGACUUCACCGACGUUCGAGGCUUGCUUGCCGGUGUCAGAGUCGAAUCGAUGGACAGAGACAUUGACAAGAGCAUCCUGAAGAUCACGGGGGCGAUCUGUGAGACCGGCACGACAGAAGUGGCGUUACGCGACACGGAUCGCGCACAAGGUCCUCGACGGCUUUCCCGACAUGGACAGGAAGCCGAGCGUCAUCUUGACAUCGGCCCAUGCCAUCACGAGACAAUGGACAACAUCAAAGUCCUGAAGAAAAAAAAGGAUGAUUGGGUUGGCAAUUGGCUGUCAAUGCUUCAAUGGGUGUGGUCCAAGCGGAUAGAUGACGAAGGCAACGACCCCCGCAGAGUCAUCUUGAUCAUGCCCUACAGGUCGUGGGCGAGAAAGACUCUGGUGACCAAAGAAGAGAAUGACAAAGUAACAUACUCUUCGUCCUUCGCCUCGCAAAGCCGUGACUUUGAGGUCUUGAUCUGCGAUGAGGCUCAUCGUCUCAAGGAGCGAUCAACGGUAUCGUUCAAGGCCGUGUCUCUGAUCGCAGCGAGCAGAGUUCUACUCACCACCACGCCUUGUCUAAAUGACCCCAAGGAUUAUCUGGCACUUGCCGAAAUCAUUUGGACUUGCCGGCACCAAAUCCUCGACCAAGAGGAGCGAGACUUCCUUCUCGAGUUGGAGAAGAAGGGUUAUGGACAGUUCGCAAAUACCGUCAAGUCCUUCUGUCAAGAUGAGAACACUCACCGGACUCUGCGAAGUCUCGCUUCGAAGCCCGAGAUAGUGAAGGCUUUGAUUCACAACUCGACCGAGAAGCAGAGCUGGGAGGCUGGGUUCCAUCAUUUCAGCUCAGUUGCUAUCCUGCGCCGAUCAGCUAGCUCCGCAAUCUUCCGAAUGAAAGGCAAAGAACAUCCCGUCAGCUUAACAUCCGUUUUGCCUCAAUUGAGACCAUCGUCCGUCUCCAUUGACUUCGAGACGGAACUCAAGUCCAAAAUAGAAUACAGCAUGCUGUAUUUGUAUACGUAA